Parastagonospora nodorum SN15 is the source of this 753-nucleotide messenger RNA. RefSeq lists its product as hypothetical. Gene Ontology annotation, molecular function: sedoheptulose-bisphosphatase activity. The transcript has 2 exons. The record is from RefSeq and is a predicted model, not a curated record. Lineage: Eukaryota; Fungi; Ascomycota; Dothideomycetes; Pleosporales; Phaeosphaeriaceae. The coding region runs from base 1 to 753 and encodes 250 amino acids. Gene Ontology annotation, biological process: ribose phosphate biosynthetic process.
AUGCCCGAUCCCCGCGUCUUCAUCGUCCGCCAUGGCGAAACCGAGUGGUCCCUCAACGGCCGACACACAGGCACAUCCGACAUCCCCCUAACCGCCAACGGCGAAUCGCGCAUCCGCGCCACAGGCAAAGCCCUCGUCGGCUCCGACCGCCUCAUCGUCCCCAGCAACCUCGCACACAUCUACGUCUCCCCCCGCACCCGCGCCCAAAAAACCCUCCAACUCCUCUCCCUUGGCUGCCGCGACCGCUUCCCCUGGGCCCCCGACGCCCCGCCGCCCCUCGACCCCCGCACAAACGCCCACAUCCAAGUGACCGAGGCCGUGCGCGAGUGGGACUACGGCGACUACGAGGGCCUGACAUCCUCGCAAAUCCGGGAGUCACGCAAGUCGCGCGGCCUCAGUGAAGACUGGGAUAUCUGGCGCGACGGGUGCGAGGGCGGCGAGAGCCCUGAAGACGUGACGGAGCGCUUGGACAAGCUGAUUGCGGAACUCAGGGAGAAGUUUCACAAGGAUACGUUUGGGAAUGGCAAGGGCGGGCCGAACGAUGUGCUGAUUGUGGCGCAUGGGCAUAUUCUGCGUGCGUUUGCGGCGAGGUGGGUGGGGAAGCGGUUGGAGGAGAAUCCGAGUUUGAUACUCGAGGCGGGAGGGGUGGGCACGUUGAGUUAUGAACAUCAUAGGAUUGAGGAGCCGGCGAUAUUGUUGGGCGGUGCGUUUGUGGUGGAGGUUGUGGAGAAGGAAGAGGAGGGGAAGAAGUGA